Messenger RNA from Microtus oregoni (creeping vole), 5181 nucleotides. It is a transcript of the gene Armh4, whose product is annotated as armadillo like helical domain containing 4. The coding region runs from base 271 to 2526 and encodes 751 amino acids. The record is from RefSeq and is a predicted model, not a curated record. The transcript has 8 exons. NCBI's taxonomy places the organism in Eukaryota, Metazoa, Chordata, Mammalia, Rodentia, Cricetidae.
CAAGGCUUCUGCAGACUCGGCGAGAGGAAGGGGUGGAGCGGGAUUCCAGGGCGGUACGUGGUCGCUCUGUGUUUGGGGCAACCCUGCGGUUGGCGGUGGAGCACCCUGCACCCUCGCCGGAAAGGAGCUGACUGAGCAGGGACAGCUUUGUGAACACUGGGAGAAUCUUGCAGGCCUGGAAGGACUUCCAGCACUACUUGGUCCACCCCAGACUUACAGGAUUCGAUUGCUGGAACUGUCAACUCCUGCAACCUGUAUUUCUCUUCCACUAUGAGCAGACCGACUCUGUUGCCCAGCUCUGUGCCUUUCUGUAGCGUUCUCUUCCUUACCUUAGCCACACAAUGUCUAGCUUUCCCAAAAGUGGAAAAGAGGGAGAUGGCACAUGCUUAUGCCCAGACAGAGCAGUCCUGGAAGAUGGACACAGGUGAAGAAGAAAACAUCUCCUCUGCUCCAGAGCACAUGUCCCAGCAGACAUCCUUUGAAGCUCCUAUGGUACUGUCUGUGGGACCAUCUGUGAUGCCAUUAAAUAAAGUCUUCUCGGUCAACAAAGAACACCACCGCCCUGGAGCUGGACUUCUGAAUCCUAACAUCCCUGAUCUUCAGUCUUCCACUGAGCCAGCGGUCUCAGCCGCCAGUGAACAAGGGCAUGGUCCCAGUCAGCUUGAAGGAAUGUCUUCUGAACAGAGACUUCCCAAGGCCUUGUCAAUCAUUGCUGUCUCUUCACCUGCUUCUCUUAAUCCUCACCAGGAGGGGCCCCAGAGCAGCUCUAGCACCCAGCCCAUUGUAGAAGGGAUCACAGUUGUAACACGUGACUUCCUGAAAUAUGUGGAUAAUCAGUUGUUUGCAACUGAAAGUCAGGAAGCAGUUAGCUUGGGACAUACACCUUCAUCUUAUAUAAAUACCAAAGAAAUGCUAGCUGCCAGUCCAAGAACAGAGAAAGCUGACGCAGAUGCAGCCAAGAGGACGACUGCCUUUCCUGGGGUCGAUUCCACAGCAGACACAGAGCAUGAUGGGGAGAGGCCCUCGGAGGAAUCAGAUGACAAUGUGCAGACCACUGCCACCACGUACUUGGAGAUAACCCCUGAGGAUGCUCUGAAUAUUGAUCCAUCAGCUGAGAGUCUUCUGGGGGACCUCAAGGUCACAGUGAGUGUCAGCACAGCUGUUCCGGUUUCUUCUGUCCCAAGUGAUGAGUGGGAUGACACCAAAUUUGAGAGUGUAAGUCAGGCAAGGACCACAGAUUCAGGAGACCAUGCAGAGAUUCGGGUGAGAACAGAGCCACCACAUGGAGCACAAGAGAGCUUUGAAGGGACUGAGGGGAGCCCCACUUCCACAGAGGUUAACAGGGUGGCUCCCUUGGGGACAGCUCUGGUAAAUGCACUGGAGAAAGAGAGAUCACCAGUCCUUGCCCAUCAGAUUCCCUUUAGUCCCAUGAGUCUGACAGAAGACCCUGAGGUUUCCACUAUGAAACUGUUACCAAGUGCUGGAGACUUCACAGCCUCCACCCUAGAGCACAGGACCAUGCUUUUCUCAAAGACUGAAGUUUCUACCUCUCAAGAUGAGUCUCAGACACAUCAGGGAGUAAAAGAUAUGUUAAAAGACAUCACACAGGAGAUGACAAUGGCCACACAAGAACCAAACCCCACAUUACCCGUGGUGACACAAGAUUACGUUGAGGUCCCCAGAGGCAGUGGUGAGCCUGAAGAUGGUAUGCCAUCCCCCUCUCCUGUGUCUGCUGAUGUGGGUGCCACCGAGCUCUCCAGGAGAUGGGAGUCUCUGGCCACUCCGGCCUCCACAGCUGUUGUCCCUUUGACUCUCAAAGUUACCUCUUCCAUGGAAGACCUAAUGGACACAAUCACUGGGCCAAACAAGGAAUUCAUACCAGUUUUGGGCUCUCCAGAGGCACCACCCCCUGCAAUGACUGUGGAAACUCCCAUAAUUUCUCCAGCACUCCCAUCUGAGGGAAGAACUAUUUCACCCAUCAACCACCCAAAUACAGCUGCCUCAUAUGGACUGGAACAACUCGAAUCUGAAGAACUAGAAGAUGAGGAGGAUGAAGAGGAUGAAGAAGAUGAAGAUGAAGAAGAGGAGCAUGAGGAAGAAGAUGAGGAAGAUAAAGAAGCAGACUCCUUGUAUAAGGACUUCGACAGUGAUACCGAGCUGCCAGGGUUUACUCUCCCUGGAAUCACAUCCCAGGAACCGGAUGUAGAGGCAGGAAGCAUGGCCCUACUGGAGGUAGCAACCUAUCAGGUGCCAGAAACCAUGGAGUGGGAACAGCAGAAUCAAGGUCUGGUGAGAAGCUGGAUGGAAAAGCUAAAAGACAAGGCUGGCUAUAUGUCUGGAAUGCUGGUGCCUGUUGGGGUAGGGAUAGCUGGAGCCUUGUUCAUCUUGGGAGCACUCUACAGCAUUAAGGUCAUGAAUCGCCGAAGAAGAAAUGGCUUCAAAAGGCAUAAAAGGAAGCAGAAAGAAUUCAACAGCAUGCAAGACAGAGUGAUGCUGCUAGCGGACAGCUCGGAAGAUGAAUUCUGAAUUGGACUUGGGUUUAAUGCAGUGACAUCAUUGUUUCAUUUUUUAUUUGAGGGCAAAAAGAAAAAAGAAAAUAAAUAAAUGGCAACGAUAUCUCACCACCUUGCUGCUACUGGGCCUCUGACCCAGCCUUCGUCUCUGCUGGGGAGUAGAUUUUUCUUGUGCUGAGCAGUAAAGACGCCCUGUACACGAAAUGUAGCAUGCAGUGUUCAGUUAUUCUGCAGUGUCUGCCAUCACCAAGGGCUGCAGUUCAGAAGCACAGAGCACACAUGUUCAGUAGGAGUAGCUGGGUUAGGUAAAGUAAAUACCUUGUAUUUUUUAAACCUUUCAGUCUCAGUUUUUAUCUUUUCGUCUCUUAGUCUCACUGUUAGUAAGAAAAAAUGCAGUAAAAAUUGUACACUAAAGAGCCCUUAGCCUUAAUUUACGCUUGCUUUCUUAACUACUGUUAGUCCAAUGGGUGUGAUGGAAGAUUCUUGUUUGCUAAUCAUAAAAAAAUAUCCCAUUGGUAUAUUACUGAAAUUAACUGAGAAGGAAAAAAAAGGAUGACAUGAAGAUAAGGAUGUGUGGCCUUCCAGAGUGUUUGUUCCUGCUCCUUGGUUCUGUAUUCAUGUGGCAUUACUGUGUAAGUCAGAGGAUCACUUUUCACGUCUACGACCUCGCUAAGGAAGGAGUGGGCCACCAGUGGUCUUCUUUGGCUUUACUAGAAAAGGCAGGCAUUCUUUGGUAGAAGGUGACCCAGAGUCCUCAUAUGUAAAUAAACUCUCUCUGUCACGCAUGUGGGAUGAUGAGCUAUUAGAUCCUUUCUCGUUUUCCUUGGAAUGCAAUUCCCUCUUCUACACCAAAUAACGCAUUCAAACACAAUGUUUGAAUCUGGGUAUUUGGGGAUUUUAGUGCAUUGCAUUGAGCAGUAUGGCUUGGGUCAGUUCCAAGGAUAGAUAAAGGUUACCAGUAGUGCUGUUACCAUGGAGAAUUUGUUCAUAGACAUUAAAGCCUAUUCUACUCAAACAGGGUCUAUUUGAUUACUCCUUGUAGCUUCUGGGUGGGAAAGAGCAUAUAUUUUUUCCAUUCUACUGAAGAUGGAACGUAAGCAGAGGAGAGAAAGAAUUAAUCAUCAGUUACAUCUGCGGACUCAGCAUGAGGACCACCUUAAGCCCAAACUAUGUGCUGUAUUUUCAUUUCUUUGCCCUUUCCCUCAUGCUUUGAAAGAUACGAAUGAAUUUUUCCCACAGGUUCUUCCAUCCCACAUGGAUUUAUGUAUCAUUUCUAGAGAACGAAAAGGGAAAUGGAACCCAUUUUUGAAUGAUGGUUAGCGCUCUCUCUCUCUCUCUCUCUCUCUCUCUCUCACACACACACACACACACACACACACACUAAGUUUAACUCUUUUGAUCAAGAAAGCAACUGUGUAAAACUGAUAAGGGAAAUGAAAAGCUCGAUGGAGACAAACAAAAACUAGAGUUCCUAAAUGGGGUUGAAGUCAGAGUUUUUUAAAGUAGACCAAGAACAUAAGUGAUGACUUUCACGGUGAGUCAGUCUCCCUGGGAGAGCUGUCCUGCUUCCGAAUAAGUGGUGCUUUCUAAGAGCAGACUCUUGCUGUGCUCCUCAGGCUUCAAGCCGGCGAGCGCGAGGGGACAUUGUACCUGCAUUCUUGACAAGAUGUAUAUGGCAAACUAACAAUCGGUUCUUCUAAUUCAAGGACACAUGGGCGAUAUGGAUGGUCAGUCAUGCCUAGAGCUGCUCAACCUGUAGCUUUAGAUUAGCUCAGGGCUGCCUCUUCAAACUGCUGUAUAUAAAGGCCAUGAGUAACAGUCACACGUUCACAGUGAGGAUGACAUGUGCGUGACUGUGUCCUCUAGCAGCGAUGUCUACAUCCCGUCAGCACACGUGAACACGCAUAGAAAAGGGGUUUCUAUAGACCACAGCAUAUUUCUGUACAAACCUACUUCACUCUCUGUAUAAAGAAAUGUGCUACACAUUAGUCUAUUCCUCAGUGCUAAAAACAAGAGAAAAAGUCCUGGUCCUCUGACACAGAUGUGGGAGGACUGUCUGCUGAGUGAAAUAAACCAGACCCAUAAGAAGUGCUGCAUGACUCUAAAGGCCAUGAACCAUCUAAGUGGUCAUGUUCAGAAACCCGUGUGAAUGAUGGUUGCCAAGGAUCAGGAAAGGGAGCAGAGGGAGGUAUGAGGAGGUGUUGGUUAGUGGUAUUAAGUUUUGAUUAUGAAGCUGAAUAGGUUCUAGACAUCAGUUGUGCAGUGUAGCACCUACAGGUAAUAAUGCAAUAUUGUACAACAAAUCUCUUAUAGGCAAUAAUGCGAUAUUGUACAGCAUAGCACCUAUAGGCAAUAAUGCAAUAGUGUACACUGUAGCACCUAUGGACAAUGAUGCAAUAUUGUACAGCAUAGCACCUAUAGGCCAUAAUGCAAUACUGUAUACUAUAGCACUUAUAGGAAAUAAUGCAAUAUUUACACUAUAGCACCUACAUGCAAUAAUGCAAUAUCGUACACUAUAGCACCUAUAGGCAAUAAUGCAAUAUUGUACAACAUAGCACCUAUAGGCAAUAAUGUAAUAUUGUACAACAUAGCACCUAUAGGCAAUAAUGUAAUAUUGUACAACAUAGCACCUAUAGGCAAUAAUGUAAUAUUGUACAACAUAGCACCU